Messenger RNA from Paramecium sonneborni, 2842 nucleotides. The record is from the annotation of a GenBank genome assembly. Lineage: Eukaryota; Ciliophora; Oligohymenophorea; Peniculida; Parameciidae.
AUGAAGAAAAUUAGUUAAUAGAUGUUAUCAUUAAUGAACAAAAAUAACUUAUAAGAUUAACCAUUCACAAAUGAUCAAAAAAAAAAUAAAAGUAAACCUAGAACUGCAAAUACAGAAAGGCCUUAUUCUAAGACAUAGAAGAAUGAUUUACUUGAGUAUUUCAAAAAAGAAAGAAACACUUUAAAUUAAAUUGUUAACUCUUCAAAGGCGACAUUAUAAGGAAGCAAAAGCAUUGAUAAUUUAUAACAAUAAAGUUAGAAGAGCGAGCGCUUAAAAACUGGUUAAUUUAAUGUAUUUUUGUGUUUAAUUUCUAAAUAGGCUGAGGCACGUAUUUAAACUGAUGAAGGAAAUAGUUCUAAAAGAUAAAUUUUAAAAUAAAAAAAUUUAUCAUUAGCAACUAUUUCAUUAGAUGCUCAAAAUAUUGAUAAAAUGUUGAAAAAUUAGUUAUUAAAAUAACCUCAAACAACUAAACAAUCCUAUAAUUAAUCUCCUUAAAAUUAAAUUAAGAUACCUAUUUAGAAAUAAAAAGAUCAAUUAUUAUUUGAUAUGCACUUGGUAUAUUUUUAUUUAAAUCUAGCUAACAAAUACAGUUUGUAACAAUGAAUAUCAGAAUUAUUUAAAUUAAAAAUAAAAUAAAUAAUCAAUUCAAUCGAAUACUUCAUUAAAUCAUAGAUAAUCUAUUGAAGAUAUGCUUUAUAAUCAAAAAAUACUGAAAGGAUCCAUAUAGUUUCAAACUUAGAAGACUAAAAAAACUGAAAGUGAAUCAAAAUCAACGAAUUAAAGUCAUAUAAAAACUGAAUAUUCAUCAACAUCUAAUUAAUAAUUGUUAAAAUAAAAAAUAAAAGAGGAAAAUAUGUAAUAUGAUUCAAGUAAACAAUUAUAAAUAAUCCUCUAUUAUAAAUAAUAAAAGUAAAAAAGAUUGUUAAAUUCAUAGAUACAAUUAUUUAUAUGAAUAUAAAAAUUAAACUACUGAUAAUUUGUACAAUUAUUUGAUUCAAUAAAUAGCUUGUAUAGAAAGAUCAUUUACAAAGCUUGGAAGUGGAACAGGUUCGACUGAAGGAGAUUAAAUAUAAUAAGGUAUAAAAAUUCAAAAUUUUUAGAAUUAAAUAAGAUAUGUUAAUUUUAAACAGUAGCAAAAAAUAUUCCUUAUGAUUAUUAUCUAACCAUUCCUGAAUUAACACUGGAUGUUUUUAAAGGAAUCACAUUAUAGGUUUAGCCUUUAUAUUAAUAACCAAUUACAACAAAAAGAGUAGGAUUAAAAGAUUUUACUCUUGUUAAAUGUAUAGGUGUUGGAGGGUUUUCUAGAGUUUAUAUGGUAAGAAAGAGAGAUAAUGGAAAAUUUUAUGCUUUGAAAUUGAUAGAUAAAAAAUUUAUAUUGGAAAAUUAGAAAGAAAUUAUAGUAUAAAAUGAAAGAGAUAUAAUGGUAUAGAUGGAGAAUUAAUUUAUAACUCCAUUGCAUUAUGCUUUUGAGACUAAAUAUUAUAUAGCAUUUGUUCUAGAUUAUUGUGCUGGAGGUGAAUUAUUUUAUCAUCUCAGAAAAUUGAAAAGAUUGAACGAAUAAGAUGCUAAGUUUUAUUUUGUUGAAAUUUGUAUAGGUAUGGCUUAUCUUCAUUCCUAAAAUAUUGUAUAUAGAGACAUAAAACCAGAAAAUAUUCUUUUAGAUUUACAUGGUCAUUUACUUUUAAGUGAUUUCGGAUUAUCAAAGCCUGAUAUGACACCAGAUGAUUUUGCAUAUUCAUUUUGUGGAUCUCCGGAAUAUAUGGCUCCUGAAAUGUUGAUGAAAACAGGUCAUAAUUAUUUAGUAGAUUGCUAUUGUUUAGGUGCUUUACUAUAUGAAUUAGUUACAGGAUUACCCCCAUUUUAUUCUCAUAAUACACAAGAAAUUUAUAAUUCUAUUCUGACUGAAACUAUUGAAUUUCCAUCAUAUGUUUCAAUAUCACAUGUCUUAAAAGAUCUUAUAUUAUAAUUGCUUUAAAAAGAUCCUACAGAAAGAUUAGGAUAAAAUGGAGGAGUAGUUGAGAUUCUAACCCAUGAAUGGUUUAAAGAUGUUGAUUUUGAAGCUAUUGUCAAUAAAAAAUUAAAAACUCCAUAUAAACCAGAACCACUUAAAUAUAAUUUUGAUGAAGAAGAAUUCAAUAAAGGAGAUGCUGAAUUUAGAAAAUAAUAUUAGAUAAAUUUAUAAAAAGAAUUUCAAGUAUUUAUUUUAUAUAUAUAUUUAGAAUAUUGAUACAGCUAAUUAUGUAUUAAAAAAUUUUUAUUAUUCUAGAGAAUCUUAAGUUGGACUAGAAAAAACUAAAAGAACCAAUGAAGUUGAUUUUAAUCUACUUAAAAAUUAAUCAAUUCUAAUUGAAACAUAAUCUCCUAACAAAAAUUUGAAAACGUAAUAAUAAUAGAAGACAGAUAAUUAUUAUUCUUAAUAAAUUCUUGCAUCCCCUUAAGAAGGAAAAAGAAUUAAUAGAUAAACAGGAAAAAGUGAAGUUUAUGAUUAUUUUAAAAAACAUGAUUUGUUGACGAAAUCAUCUUAACUACUACAUUAAUCUACUAAAUUAGGACAUUCUUAUUCAAAAACAAUGUAAUAAGCUUAAAAUUCUUUAUAAGAUUUGAAAGUAAAUUUAAAUUAUUAUUGUAGUAAUUCAAAUUGUUUGUUGAUUAAUCAAAAGCUUUAAUCUGUUCAGAUAGAACAACUACUAUGCCAGAUUAAAAUCAUAAAAAGGUUACAGAGAGAAUUAAAACAGAACAGUUUGGAAAUCUACCCUCUCCUAAAACUACUACUAAUAGUUCAUUGAAUAAAUUGAAUAAUUUCUCUAAAUUAUUUGCAUCUGAAAAAUAAAAACAAAAAUGA